Syngnathoides biaculeatus (alligator pipefish) is the source of this 2671-nucleotide messenger RNA. RefSeq names its product WD repeat and SOCS box containing 2 (gene wsb2). The transcript has 9 exons. Gene Ontology annotation, molecular function: protein binding. The record is from RefSeq and is a predicted model, not a curated record. Gene Ontology annotation, biological process: intracellular signal transduction. Bases 207 to 1451 code for a protein of 414 amino acids. Lineage: Eukaryota; Metazoa; Chordata; Actinopteri; Syngnathiformes; Syngnathidae.
UUUUUUUUUUUUUUUUAUUAUUAUUUUUGUCGCUGAGCGUCCUUACGCAAGCGGUGACGAACGUCGUCGUCGACGUCCACGACUCCGAAGACGGCGUCCGGACGCCCGACGGGAAGGUUUAACCGCGGCCGCCGAACAGCCCCGACGACAUCGUGGCUCUUUUUUCUCCAUGGGCGACCAAAGAGGAGCGGGCGGAACCGCGUAAAAUGAGACCAAAAGCCACCCCGACCAUGUCCUCCACGCAAGAAAACGAGGCGGAGGUCCAGUCGACGUCCGCCGACCCGGCGCUCAUCCUGGAGCUGAAGACCCGGCGGCCGCCCUUCCUGGAAGGGCGACCCGGCUGCGAGACGUGGAGCGUGGACUUCUCCCCCGACGGAGCCUGGUUCGCCUGGUCAAUGGGCCACGGGAUCGUGUGGGUGGUCGCCUGGCCCCUCGACUCCGAGGAAGGUCAGAGCGGCGAGGUGGACCGAGCGGACAAGAGCUACAGUUGCGGCCAGCCGGUUUGGGCUCUGGCCUUCGGACCGCGACCCGCAAAGUCAGAGAAGCCGCCGUCGACGGGGAACAACAGCGGCGCUCUCCUCCUGGCCACAGGCUUGGAAAACGGCGUUAUCAAAAUGUGGAACGUUCUCACGGGCGUGUCCGUGUUGGAGCUUCAGGGGCACGAGGGCGUGGUGCGGAACCUGAUCUUCCCCCCGAACGGGACGCUCACGCUCGUGUCGUCUUCCCGUGACAAGACGCUCAGGGUCUGGGACCUGCCGCACAAAGGCAAGAAGGUCCAGGUGCUGUCCGGCCACAAAGACUGGAUCAGCUGCUGCUGCGUAUCGUCUGACUGCAGCAUGAUGGCCACCGUGGGGCGUUUCGACAGGAUGGUCUGCCUGUGGAGCCUGCGCUCGUACACUUACAUCCGCAACCUGACGGGCGGCGCCCGCAAGACUCUCUACCUGCUGUCGGCGUGCGACUUCUCCCCGGACGGCGCGCUGCUCGCCACGGCCGCCUUCAGCGGGGCCAGCUGGUGGAUCGACCUGUGGGACCCGUACACGGCGCAGAAGCUCGCCACCCUCACAGACUACUUUGAGGAGUACGGCCAAAACCAGAUCUCGUCCAUUCAGUUCUCCCCCAGCGGCCUGCGCCUGGCCAUCGUGACGGACGACAGGGCACUCGGCAUCUGGGAGCCCGGAAAGUCGGGCCUGAGCACGCGGACCGAACCCGACCGCGACUCCAACGGCCUGUGCUGCAAGUACCAUCCGCGGGGGGGGGUCGUCGCCACCGGGACCCGCGACGGCCACGUGAGGUUCUGGCGGGCGCCCCCGGCCGUGCCGGCCCUUCGCCACCUGUGCCGCGCCGCCUUGCGCCACUCGGUGUCCACGCACCAGCUGGAGCCGCUGCCGCUGCCCAAGCGCAUCCUGGACUUCCUCAGCUACCGCGACCUCUCUUCGCACGUUUCCCAUUGAUUGCCGGGAGGGACGCAAAAAUGGAUUUUGGGGGAAGAUUCCGGAAAUGAUCGUGGAGAAUAUUGCACGAGCGCUACUUGAUCCCACUGCUAAUUUAUUUGAUUGUACAAAGGAAGUUGUGUUUUUACGUCGUCGUGCAAAAGGACGCGUGACCGCACGUUACAUACGACAGGAAUAACUUUUAUUUAAAAACCCUAAAACACAUUUUCUUGAUAUUUGUGCUUACUAUGGACAAUCGCUGGGUGCUUUCGUACUUUGGAUUCUGAAAGAUUUUGUUACUGACAUUCUAAAAUACAAAUAUUAAUCACUUUGACGAUAACGCCAGUCUGAAAAAGUGAGCUCGCAGCAAAGUUGCGCAAGCCCGACGAGGCGCAACGGGCAUCCCGGCGGCGGCGGCGGCGGCGUUGUCUGCGACGUCACGAGCGGACGUCCCACCGGCGCCGUCGCCUCCUGCUGCGGCAGACGAACCAAUGAGCCAUUUUGGGAUUUUCAGGAAGAAAACAUCUCCGAUGGGUUCGGAGGGAAGGACUCGAUUACGUUGUGGUGACUCAACGUCGUUUGGCCAGUUAGCUGGCGUUACGCGCGACUCAACCCUUCUAUUUUGUUGUUGUUUCGUGCGUGAUUAAAUUGUCUUCAACGCCAUACAAGUGCUUUGUUAUAUUUUACCGGUUUGACCGAGGGGACUGAUUCAAAGUGAUGACAGAACAUAUGCUAUAAACUGACAAAUGAGUCCCACGCCAACUAUUUUUUUUUUUUACUAGCUCUAUACACGCCUACCUGUGAUUUCGAACCCACAAAGCCCUCGUCCUUCGCAAUUCAUUUUUCACGACGAACCGGGUCUUUUGGAAACGUGUAAAGAGUGAAUUCAAAAUCCGGCAACACGACGAGCCGACAUUUUGGCUAACGCGUCCAAAAAAAACAAAACAAAACGCUAAUUUCCCGCCGGUACAACCGGUAAAUACACAAAUGCCUCGAGAGAAAAAAAAUUCAAUAUACGGCAACAUUUUGACAUGUUGUGAACAAACAGAUGAGUCCAUUCCGGCUGAUUUUUUUUUUUUUUUUUGGUUAACAACGUACUAAAUUUCUAGUUUUUGGUGUCAGUGGCACUUUAAAUAUCGAUAUUUUUUUAACAAAAAAGUACAAGGGAAAAUGUUGUAAACUGCAUUUUAAGGGGUUAUUUUGAUUGGAAAUGUCAUUUUUAGAAUGAGGAAGACAUUUUU